GCCCCGGCUCGCUCCAGGACUGGGAACCAGGACUGCUCCGAACAUGUCCGCGUCCUCCCGGCGGAGUUCCCUCGGGCCACCGAGCAAGGCUGCAGCUUUUCACCUUCUGUGCAUUAUUUCAGGUGUUUGGUCCAGUCAGGUGAUGGUGCCUCAGAGGGUGAGCGCCGUUCUGGGAAAGAAUGUAACUUUAGAGUGCCGAGUGGACGUUGGCUCCAACAUCAAUCUGACUCAGAGUUCCUGGGAGCGCCAUUUACCUUCAGGCCCCGCCACAGUGGCCGUCUACCACCCAGAUUUUGGCAUUUCUAUCCAUCAAGACUAUAUUAAUCGCCUGCAUUUUCGCUCACCCUCCUCUCAUGAUGCCACCAUUAUAUUGGAGAAUGUUGGAUUUUCUGACGUGGGGAUCUAUACCUGUAAAGUAGCUACGUUUCCUAUGGGAAACACCCAGGCGUCCACGACGGUCAAUGUACUCGUGGAGCCAAAGGUCUAUGUGUCUGCUGGGUCAACUGCCCUGAUCGAUGGAGGCAAUGAAACCGUGGUGGCUACCUGUAUCGCGGAGCGAGCUCGCCCUCCAGCUGAGGUGUCUUGGGAGUCCAACCUUUUUGGCCAGUCAGAAGUGCAACUGUUUGAUGAUGUCAAUGGAACAAUAAGUACUCAAGUGCGCUACAUCUGGCAGCCCACACGCCACGUCCAGGGGAACACACUUACUUGUGUGGUCCGCCAUCCGGCUCUGCAGAAUGACUUCAGGAUCCCGUACCAGCUGAAUGUGCAGUUUGCUCCUGAUAUCUCAGUUGUGGGGUAUGAUGGAGACUGGCAUGUGGGCCGGGAGAAUGUUCAGAUGGCAUGCAAAGCCAACGCAAACCCACCAGCUCAUCAUUUUAGAUGGAUCAGAUUGGACAGUGAAAUGCCAGAGGGGGUGGAAAUAAUAAACAGCACUUUGCUUUUCCUGCGUCCCCUUCAGAGGAAUGACUCUGGAGUCUAUAGAUGCGAGGUUGCCAAUGACAUCAACCUCCGCAGUCGGGAUGUGCGCAUCCUCAUACAAGAUCCUCCCACCAUGCCUUCCACCAUUACUGCUCCUGUCCUAACCGGCUCUUCCUCCACCACCUUUGUGGUUGAUAAGGGCCAUGUCCUCCUGAGCUCCCCCACCCUCCAAGCCCUGCCCGAGGGCAACCUGGGGUCCGUAGUGGGGGGGGCCGUUGGCGGGGCUUUGUUCCUGCUGCUGCUCUUGUCUCUGGUCGGAGUAUUUUACCUGAGGAAGCGACAGAGUUUUCCGGGCAGCCACUACCCCAAGCAGUACCCCAAUGACCUCCAAAAGGCGCCCACGCAGCACGAACUCCGCCCCACCAAAGGCGGCAGCAGCUCCCACAGUCGGGACCACGACCGAGAGGAGUGGGGCGACCACAAGCUCAAACUCGAACGUCGCCUCCAUAACAACUACAAUGGAGAGGAGUAUCCCGUUAACGGUUACACGCGGGCCAUGAGGGAGAGCGGUCGCCACGGCCUUCAGCAGAAUCACCACCAUGAACACGCGCAGUAUUCUAGUCCACCGCAGGCCCGAGGUACCAGAUACCCUCACUCCCCCAAACCCCAGGGAAACGGCUCCCCCUACCUGUCGGAUGACUGCUACGAUAGCGGUGCGGAGGGCGAUUAUGUGUCUCACACAGAUGGCUCCGUCAUCUCACGUAGAGAGUGGUAUGUUUGACAAGCUUCACGACUCUGCAGGAGCAGAAAU
Molecule: messenger RNA, 1729 nt
Organism: Cololabis saira (Pacific saury)
Lineage: Eukaryota; Metazoa; Chordata; Actinopteri; Beloniformes; Belonidae
Gene: nectin3b
Product: nectin cell adhesion molecule 3b
Exons: 6
Coding region: 44-1699 (551 amino acids)
Biological process (GO): homophilic cell-cell adhesion; heterophilic cell-cell adhesion
Cellular component (GO): apical junction complex; adherens junction
Source: RefSeq, a predicted model, not a curated record